AUGGCUGUCGAUACCACUGCGUCCGCUGCCUCGUUGCGCUUCCUCCUCCUUGGAGACGUCGGCGUUGGCAAGUCCUCUUUCGUCAACACCUUUGCCUCCAGCCUCGAAAACAUUCACACCAACAGCCCCAUCCAUGAGGCCAUCCCUACACCUUACUCUCCUUCGUCCUCUUCUUCUAACCCCUCGGUUGCCAUCCAUCUCCCCGGUGUCCGCCUCUCCACCAACCCCGUCUUCCACCAGGACGGCGCCGCUUCGCCUUUUGAUGACCACCUCGGUCUCUUGCCACCAAAAGUCGUCGUCCCCGCCAGAGACAUCGACUUUAUCACCCUCCCCGGCUACUCGGCCACCAUUAACCCCUCCACUACUCUCUCCCUUACCGACGACUACCUCAACCAUCACCUCCACACCACCACCUCCAUCUUCUCCCCUGCCAUCCCUUCCUCCCAGCUGGCCUGGUUCUUAAUCGCAGGCUCCCAUGCACACUCGCUCCCGACCUGUGCUUUCUACUUUGUCCUCUUUGAGCUCAAGCCCAUCGACAUCAUCUACAUGAAGAUGAUUCACGAGCGUGUCAGCCUCAUCCCCAUCAUCGCCAAGGCCGAUACCCUCUCCAAGAACGAGCUUUGGGUGCUGAAGAAGAGGAUGCUACGUCAGCUCAAGCUCAACCAGAUUAAAAUCCAUACCUUCGGCAUGGAUAUUGAAACGGUGGAGCAAAUGACCAUUGACCGCCACUGGGGCGCACCUCCCUUUGUUGUCAGCACCCGCGAGGAUGCCAAUGGCCAGCUGCCCGAGAGUGAGAUGAAGCGACUUGUCGAGCUCUGCCUGUACGAGCGAGUCCGCGAUUUGCAGGAGGAUUCGGCCCACAAGGUCAUUGCCUGGAGAAAAGAGUAUGGCCCUUGGGCAGAUGCAAAAAAGACAAGCGUCGAAAUGGCUUGGAGUCAGAACUCUGGACAGCAGGCGGGCGGACAACAGGCAGUUGUGCAAAAGGCGCCUGGACAGGAGGUUCAGGAAGGCGGAGUCAUUGUGACCAAUGGAACUAUGCACACCACCAUCACUGCUACAACGACUGCCACAACAACCACAACAGUCUCCACCACAGCCUCAAACGCCAGCAACAACCCGUACUUUGCCCACCUUGACACGCAGGCCCAGGAAGCCUUCCAGUACACCACUCCUCCUGGUCAGCAGUCUUCAUACCCAACAACUCCGGCCUCACCCUUUGGAACACAGGUAUCGUCGACCACUGGAGUGCCUUUCACGCCUCCUCCUCCUUCUGCGGGGGCUAACACUGCCACUCCUACUUAUGCACCACCACCAAGCUUUACUAAUGGAGCUCAUGCGGGCUACAGCGCUCCUCCUUCGUUGGGCUACAGCAAUCCACCGACCACUCCAGGAUAUUCCACCCCUGGAGUGCCUGUGCAUCCCACCAAUGGCCUGAUUUCGCCUCCUCCUUCGGCAUCUCAAGUCACUCCAACGCCUGUCACAAUUCCUUCGACAUACUCACCUCCACCAAGGACUUCUUCCGCUGGCUCUCCGACCACCGCCACAGCGGCCAAUGCUCGCAUGACGAUUAUCCAAGCCUCUACAGGGAUGUCAAUCGACGGCUCUACUCGGCCCAGUGAACUGAUGGGUGAUACUGGCGUCAACACUGUUCAUGCGCAUACGGGUAACGGCCAGGAAGCAUCUCAGGAAAAUGCAGGGGCUUUCAUGUCGGCCGAUGCUGCGUCCGUCAGCACUCUCUCCAGGGCAAAGACUCUUCUUAACGGCCGGGAAGUGAAGGUUGAGAUUCCAAACUCGGGCAUGUCUUACCAGCCUUCAGCUUCGGAGACUGAUCUGAAUAGCACUCAGCCUCAGACAGCGCAUUUGCAGGCGCAACCAUCGUUCCUUAUUCCAGGAGCUUACGGUCAGGGGGCUUUCUUGAUCCCUCCAGCGGAUCUCUACCAAGCAGCCAUGAUGUCAACUAUGCCAGGAGCAGCCGGCACGAACGAGUAUGGCGAGGCAAUUCCGGAUAUUUGGGAUGCGGCAGAGUUGGGCGAUUUGGCGGCAGUGCAGAUGCACCUCAACAACGGUGUCUCUCCUGACCAGCGCAACAACUCUCGUUCGACAUUGUUGCACAGGACUGCCUGGCAGGGUGUGAACCCAUAUGCGGUGAUGGGUCUGUUGAUCUCGUAUGGUGCCAAUGUCAACCUGACCAACGAGAACGGAAACACGGUCUUACAGAACGUGUUAAUGAAGCACGACGACCCUUCGUUGAUCAAGUUGCUUCUUGACAAUGGUGCCGAGGCCAUGAUCCCUAACAAGGAGGGAAUGAACACCUUGGAGGUAGCGGCUCUGUUCAACAAGCUCGAAUCGGCCCGGUACCUGUUGGAGAAUGAUUUGCAGUCGUCAGAGCCUCAGAGCAUCGUCAACGCGUUGCAGCGAGCACGUAGUCCCGACAAGAAGUUGAUGAAGGCCCUGUUGAAGAGCUGGCAAGGCAGGGAAGGCGAGCGGAAGAGAUUCGAGCUGAUAGAGCGUCUUCGUGGCCGUGGCAGCUCGUCUGCCGUCGCUAAUGAUGCCGCCAGUAUCCGCAGUUUUGAGACUACAAAAGGAGGCGAGGGAAAGUAA
Linnemannia hyalina is the source of this 2601-nucleotide messenger RNA. The record is from the annotation of a GenBank genome assembly. NCBI's taxonomy places the organism in Eukaryota, Fungi, Mortierellomycota, Mortierellomycetes, Mortierellales, Mortierellaceae.